Molecule: messenger RNA, 9709 nt
Organism: Patiria miniata (bat star)
Lineage: Eukaryota; Metazoa; Echinodermata; Asteroidea; Valvatida; Asterinidae
Exons: 44
Coding region: 164-8020 (2618 amino acids)
Molecular function (GO): protein binding
Source: RefSeq, a predicted model, not a curated record
UCCCAAUGGAGGGGAUUGCACACGUCCUGACUACUGCAGCAACUGUAACCGAGGCUUCUACUCUCCACGAUGUAAUCGAUGUACAGCUAUUUCAAAUUGCCUUGAAGUGUUCUGCAGCACGUCUUCUGACCAGAAAUGUGACCGAUGUGAUGGUGACUAUGGCAUGAGUGAUGACAAGAGACAAUGCAUAAGAUGUACAGCUAUCGCAAAUUGCCUUGAAGUGUUCUGCAGCACAUCUUCAAACCAGAAAUGUUACCGAUGUGAUGGUGACUAUGGCUCAGCGCGUGGAUCAGCCUAUAAGAAGAGUGAUGACAUGAGACAAUGCAUAAAGCAAUGUUCAUGGAGGAGUAACAGCAAUGCCUGCUUCCCAGGAUCCUGCACAAACGGCCAGUGCAGAUGCAGCAGUGGCUUCUCAGGAACUGACUGCAGAACAUUGGGCAGCAGUCAAGCACCAGUCUUAUCAGAGCACCGUGCCACUUUGGUCAAGGGGAAAACAACUAGGGAAUCUCCCUCUGUCCAGGGCAGUACAGACACUGUCUACACCAACGUACGAGACUUCACAAGCAUCAGAGCCAACUGGAAAAGUUCUUACCAGCCUACGGGACUACCAGCCUAUAGUGGCGGUGGACAUCCAUACAUUCAAAGCAUUCGGUUUGGUGUUGUAGGUGCUAGAGUGACCGCUGCUGUGAAUCGGGGUUACCGUAUGAUAUAUUCAGUGGGCUCGCAGGCUUGUACAACAUCGACAACUCGUAAUUCUUUCAAUCAAAACAAUCCGGCAACAUACCUGGUAUCCUGUCAAGUGACAUUCAACUUGAACUACAACUCCUGGACACCAGCUACAGGAGAUGUCCUGAGGUAUGAUGUAUAUUCCACAAGUGGCGGGUACAUGAAACUCUAUGACAGGGACCAUUCAAACAGCAUCAUCACACGACACUACAAUGGCAGGACAACCUCCGGCUAUUCAACUUUCACCUUUGACUUCGAUGACCCCUACCACUGUGUGGAUGUUGGCAGUGGAUGUAGAACCACUAUGCUGUAUGCAGGGAAUGAUGUUACAUCACAGGCAGAGAUAAUUGUCACCUGGCAAGGCUGGGCAGACAGUCUCGCUGGCAUCAAGGAGUACGAGCUGCAAGUACGUCAGCUAUCUGGUAGCCAUGGCAAUCAGAUGACGGAAGUCUUUGACAGUCCAGCCGUUUAUAGUGGAGUGACCGACUCUAGUCAGAACAUCACUUUGCCCCAUGUUGGUGUGUACUCCAUCGUCCUGAGUGUUUUUGACAAUACGGGCAAUGUCGGACUCAGCAGACGCUUUGUGUUCUUUGAUGACGAUCCACAAGAUGUCACCCUUCAGGAUGAUUCCUCUCUGCGCGUUGUCUCCGCGACUGCAGAAACCAACUACGAGUGGAUGACCAGUCUAGACUCAAGCGGAGGGAUGACAUCCGUGCAGCUUGAUUGGACGAACCGAUUUAUGAAUGCACCUCAUCACAACCAAGGAUUGUUGAAACCAAUUGGCUCCUAUGUUGCUGGUACCAUCGAUUCUGAUUAUGACCAGAACUUUGGGCUGCGUGGCCGUGCAGACAUCCCUAACUCCCUCGGUGUGACAGAAUUCCGCGUCGUACACGACAUCGACCACAGCGGUGGCAGAACCACUGUCAUCGUGAGUGACGACAACUCGGACCACUGGAGUAGUGAAGGCACAAACACACAGGCGACCUAUGACCUGACCCUUGUUGAUGGUGAUUCCAUUCGGUUCUGGGUGGAGGCCAGGGAUUUGGCUGGUCACUUUGUGAGAGACAGUGUGUUGGUGCACGCUGAUUCAUCCCCGCCUGUGAUUGAAGACUUCUGGCUGGUACGGGAUGGGGAGGUGAAUCUAGCCGUUCAUAAUUCAAAGGAUCUGGAUAAGAUGAGUGUUGAAUUCAGGACAUAUGACAUUCACAGUGGUAUACAAACCAUCGAGUGGCGUCUCUUUGACAACCACACUGGCACAGAGAUGGCACAUGGCAGCCGGAAUUUGGCGGCCAUGAAAAUCAACAACACGGACACUGAGAAAUGUGAUCCUGUCAGCUGUAUGUGUGUCCCACUUGGUGAUUGUUAUGCUGUAGACUAUGGCUUCCAUCCAACAAUGCACAUUGGUACCCAUGACUAUGAUUACUACAUCACCCUGACGGUGACCAACCAAGCAAGUCUAGCAACUACUCAGACAAUCAAGAUAACGGUGGAUGCCUCUGCUCCUCAAGCUGGUGUGGUGCAUGAUGGGAUACCUGGGUCCAAUGAGAUAGACUAUCAGGAGGGCAGUGACCUCUCGGCUCAUUGGGAGGGCUUCUUUGACAAGGAGAGUGGGGUCAAGUUCUAUCAGUAUCUGUUUGAUGACUCCUGCAGGACCGGCAAUACAACAGUCGGCAGUGCCAGCAAUGAUAUGACAAGGACAACCUCCACAUAUGCCAGUUGGACAGCCCCCUCGCCUGGCCAGUAUUACAUCACUGUCAUCGCUUACAACCGUGCCCUGGACCCCUCGAAGGCCGUCUGUUCUGACGGUGUCGUCAUCGAUACCAGCCCUCCAGAGCUGACCCAGAUUGCUAUCAGCUAUGCUCGGAUGUGGCCUGGUCUGGCCAAGGAUGCUGAGGGUCGGGUGUGGUUCAUCAAUGAGCAUCGCCGGAAGAUGGAGCUGAUGAAUGCGUCCAGAGACUGCAGUUCCAUGGCCGCUCUGGUAGAUGAUUUGUCAGUUUAUCCUGAGAUAGCUGGUAGCAAUGACUCUUCAGCAAUACUACAAGGAGACCUAGACUGUGUCUGGAUUUCGCCCAUUGAGCAGAAGUUCUUCCUUCCGAUAGACAAACAUUUGACCAUCUCAUGGACUGGAGGAAUCGAUACAGAGAGCUCCAUCUAUGACUAUGAGAUAGGUCUGAGCAGUGACCCCUCAAACCCGACCCCUGACCUGGUGACCUUCAUGUCAACAUCAGGUCAUGAUCACUUUGUGAUGUACCAUCCUCAUAUCAGCCAGGGAGCUGUGUUCUUUCUGGUUCUGAAGGCCAUCAACAAGGCUCAGCUAUCUACCUUCAAGGUGGUUGGUCCAAUAGUAGUGGAUACCACUCCGCCCAUGUUUGUUGGGCGUGUCUCUGUCCAUGUGGAGGAUGAAUACUUGAUUGCUGAAUGGGGAGAUGAUGGCUUCAUUGAUGAUGAGGAUACCAGCCUGAGAUACCAAGUUGCCAUUGGGGGUAGCCCAGGUGGCACUAAAACUCUUGAUUUCCAGAAGGAGAAAGCCUACAGAAUUGGUCCUUGUUUGUCCCAAACAUCAUGUGCUGCAUUCUCAUUGGCUGACCUAGACUGGCAUCUCCAUGGAGAUCGUGACUACUACGUGUCAGUCAGAGCUCAGAAUGGUGCUGGGUUAGCUACAGUGGGGACCUCAUCCGUUUAUAGACACAUCGUGCAGUUACCAUCUCUGGGUGUUGUAUUGGAUGUUGCACCCCCUGGCGAAGAGGUGCAUGUGGAUUUGGGGGUGGCCAAAGACAUUGAUGUUCAGAUGAGCACCGCAAGCAUCUCAGCUCGUUGGUUUGGUUUUGAGCAUCUUCAUCUUGAUAUCAACUAUGAGAUUGCAAUCGGAUCAGAAGGAGGUGCUUCUGAUGUCAGCGAUGGUUUCACUGAUGUGGGCAAUGCAACCUUCUAUCGACUGGAUGGACUAGAUCUCAUUCCACUUAUGACCUAUUAUGUGACCAUCCGUGCUAACUCUGAAGCUGGUAGUGUCAAUGUUACCUCAGACGGUGUCAAAGUCAUUCAGGAGGGUCAGGUACUGAAGGGAGCUGUGAUCAAAGAUGGACUCGGCUGUGAUCAAGAUGAAACGUCUACGCCACCAGGAUUAUCCCAUCACUCAUCUGCUGCUCAGCAACCCUGUGAGGAUGACAUCACCUACCAGUCUUCUACCUCAGACAUCUCAGCUCGUUGGACAAUCCCUGAGAUGCUGCAACCCUUUGUGACUGGCGUCUUCUGGGCAGUUGAACAAGAAAUCGAAAUAUACUUUGAUGAUGAGAACACUACGAGGGAAUGGAUCCCAGUGGUUGAUGAUCAAGAUCUUGGCAUGGCAUUCCAACAUGUUGGAGCUGGGGUUGGGUUGCAUGGUGGAGGUCAUUACAGAUCAAAGGUUCAGUUUUGCCACGUUAACGUUUGCUUCAAACCCGUCGUCACUGAUGGAUUCUGGGUAUUAUCCCAACCUCCUGAGGUCGGUCAGGUCACAGUCAGCGACGUUGAAGCUACGCCAGGCGGGACGGAGAUCCGUGUGGUCUUCCAGCCUUUUGCCCACGGUUACGUCCGUCACGACGACCCGCGGGAACUGAUGGAUUUCUAUGAGUGGAGCAUUGCUGAGGAUGGUAGCGAUGGAGCCUUGCUGAGUCAGUGGACAAGAAUCCAAGAUUUGGUGGUUACUGGGGACGUGGCACGCUUUACAGCAUCAUACAGUGGAUCCUUAGACCUAGAUGUCUGUCUGCAGUUAUCAGUGAGAGGCUACAAUAAGGCUGGUCUGUCAUCCAUUGCUAGCACUGAGAUUGUGGACUGUGAUAACGUGAAGCUGAUUGUCCCCCAUACUGUCAUUGAUGCUGAUCACGAAGUCAACAUGGAGCAGAAUGCUAUGUGGCCGGAACCAGACAAGAACUACAUCUCAUCUACGUCCUCAUUAUCCGCAGUCUGGCCCACAUUACGCCACAGGGACUACGUCUGGGCAGCCAUUGAAGACACUGGAUCCUUUGGAAACUUGGAUGAUGGUCUGCAGUUUCCUUGUGAUCACCCGAGGAGCAUCACCUGUGGGAAUACCAAUAAAGAGUUUGUUAACGUUCCUGGUUUGGUCCUGCAUCAUGGCAAGCGUUAUCGCAUUUGCAUCCAUGCUGAUGAAGUGACAUUAGAGCAUGAGCUUUGGAAUGAACUGUUGCCUGCUGUGUCCAGCUGUAGCGAUGGUGUUGUCAUAGAUACGACCCCACCGACCCCUGGCUCUGUAUGGAUUGGAUGGAACCAGCAUCAAACCUAUCAAAGUUCCAGCUCAGAGUUAGUCCUACAAUGGGAGUCCUUCACUGACAUUGAGGAACAUGGUUUGGCUAGUCAUCACUCAGGGGUCAAGUACUAUGAAUAUGCCAUUGGUUCGAUGCGAGGUGGCAGUGAUGUGGUAGAAUUCACUCGUGUUGGAAUCACUAACAGCGUUAUCGUACACAACUUGAGAUUACAGAAUGGACACACAUACUAUGCCACUGUUAGAGCGACUGAUUUUGUUGGUCUGUCAUCACACGCCAUGUCAGACUCAAUCACCAUUGAUAUGUCGCCUCCUGUCUUCAGUGCUGAUCACUCACUGGACAUUGGAGGCAGCUUCAUCCGGUCUACAACUUCCAUCUCAGCAAGUUGGAAGAAUGUCUUCUCAGACAAGGAGAGUGGUGUAGCAUAUUAUGAGUGGGCUGUGGGUUCACAUCCAGGUCAUGCAGACUUCAUGCCAUUUACUAGAGAGAAUACAGAGAUAGGAGUCAGUGACCCUUCACGACCUUUGCACCUUCAUGAAGGUCACUCAUACUUCAUUUCUGUGAAGGCCAUCAAUACUGCAGACCUGAUCACACUGAAGAGUUAUGGAGCAUUUACAGUGGAUGCAAGCCCGCCAUUGGCUGGCCAUGUCUUUGAUGGGAACCCAGCGGAUGCCCCGGCCAAUCACAGAGACCGAGACUUCCAGGAGGAUCGCAGAGUGAUCAGGGCAUUCUGGGAAGGGAUUCAUGACCCGCACAGCGCUAUUGUUGGUUAUUCCUGGAGAGCUGGGAUGUGUCCAGGGUGUAGCAAUGUUGUGACUGAGCAGCAUGUGGGAUUGGACACUGAUGUCCUUGCUGAAAACCUGAACCUAGUGCCAGGUCUGACCUACUACGUGACAGUGACGGCUUGCAAUGCUGCUGACCUUUGUACCUCAGUGACGUCUGAUGGGGUCACGGUGGAUGACUCUCCCCCAUUGCAGGGGCGUGUCAAUGAUGGUGGUCCUGGGGGUGGUGAUAUCAGCUUCCAAUCGUCAAGGCGUCAGUUGCGAGCCCAUUGGUGGGGCUUCCAUGAUCCUCACUCGGGCCUCUCCCACUACGAAUGGCGCGCCGGCACGACACCAGGAGCUGCAGACAUUCUCCCCUCUACACGCAUUGAGCUGUCAGAAGAUGCUCUGAUAUUCCUGUCAGCAGCUGACCAGAUGCCAGCUGGCACUGAUAUCUACAUCACAGUCCGUGCCUUUAACCGGCUUGGUAUGUGGAGUCGGGCUACAUCUAAUGGGUUCCGUGUGGACUCUAGCCCUCCUGAUGUAGUGGAUGCACCCGCUGUGGAUGUGACUCAGGGGAUGGCUGUCAGAAACACUCAAGUUCUGCGGGAUCUGAUUCACUUUUCCUGGAAGUUCAGUGACCCUGAAAGUGGUAUUAAAGACCAGUACGUAUCAGUCAGCACACAUCACAAUGGAGAUGUGAAUAUUCCAUCAAUAAAGAUUGCAGGGAGUGAGUUGGACUACACCUUCACCAAUCUGACAUUACAUGAAGGCAGUCGUUACAUCGUUACCGUAGUGGCUUGUAACUUUGCUGGUCUCUGCACUCAGGCCAAUACGGAAUCCUUUUUGGUUGAUGGCAGCCCACCUUCUGUUGUGACUUUUGCCAUUGGCACAGAGAGUGCUGCUAACUUGCAGCGUCAUCACAUCAUCUGGAUUGAUCCAACUGAACCGGCUGAAACUCCUGAUGGAACAGACUACGCCACCGACUCAAUCAGCUCUACCACGGAGAGUCCACCGACCACCCCAUCUCCUCCACGCUACCACUCUGGCUGGAUGACGUGGCUUGAAGACCCCCGUACAUCCCUGGGUUCCUUAGCCCUUGCCUGGCUGGGAUUUGCUGAUGUACACUCUGGUAUCAGCCACUACUUGGUCUCUGCCGGACGCACGUACAGCGGCUCUGAACUCACUCCGAAUGGACCGGUUCGUGUAAACCACAGCAAUGACGGCAUGUCAUUGGAUGAAGGCAUCGCACAGACAGCCAUCAUACCACUAGAGGGCAGUAUAACAGACCCAUCUCAUCUGUAUCUCUGCAUCUCCAUCUGGGCUGUUAAUGGGGUUGGGAUACCAAGCAGCCGCCAUCAUUCCACUUUCGAAGCCACUCCUACUCUACCAGACGAGGGCUCCCUUGUCCUGCUGCGACGCUGCUUCCCUACAACAUGCAAGGGCCAUUGUGCGUGUGCACCCAUUGAUAAAGCAUGUAAUCCAGACCAGUCUUGCACUGAUGUCACUCACAGUAACCCCAACACUGAGAUAGAAGUUUUGGAUGUAUUGGAUCUGAUGAAUGAUGAUAUCAAUAAUGUGAUUGAUAUUGAUGAUACCGCCACUCAGUCUAUGGCUGCUGCAGUAUGGCGAGUCACUGAGCAGAAAGGACUGGAUAUUAAGUGGUUCGAAUGGAGCAUUGGUGAUGACUCUUCAUCAGAUCCUGUGGGAAUCUUUGAUCCAGUUCAGGAUAGGUUAUGGUAUGAUAUUGGACAAAACAACCAAACUAUCAUCACACUGGAUGAAGAUCACAAGAUGGAGAAGGGAGUCACAUAUCAUGUGUUCAUCAGGGCCUGGUAUAAUCCUACUACAUACGCAGUGUUCAGAUCAGAUGGCAUCACCCCGGAUAUCACACCACCAAAAAUAUCAACAGUCAGAGGUGCAAAGAUAAAAGAUCUUGCCAGAUUUUAUGCCAGGAAAGACACUGAUUACUUGACGGAUCCUAACGUCCUCUUUAUCUCCUGGAAGAGAGUGUUUUUAGACGACGCGAUGUCCCACUACCAGGUGUCUCUGAGUACCUACCCAGGAGGUGAAGAUAUUCGUCAGUUUGCUGACCACACCUUCCCGGCCAGUGUGUCCUCCACACAGUUCACCAAUCUGAAUCUAAAGAGUGGACUGCGAUACUACAGCAACGUACGAGCAUUCAACAAAGCUGGUCUGCACACGCUGAAAAGCAGUGAUGGCUUUGUGGUGGACACAAGGAGGCCAGAUGCAGGCCUUGUGUUUGAUUGUUAGUUUCUUGAUUUCUUUAUGCCAAUCUCUGGGGUUAGAACAUUUAAGGUGUCUCACGCUCUUUUUGUAGAAUUCUCGUUUCGAUUGUUUUAUAAGUCUUGAAACCUUGUUACGCAGGAAUCUCCAAAGGUAAGUUUUGCCAUCCACAUUAAACUUAUAGGUGCAAUACCGUUCUUUGGCACAAUUAAGGCUCGGGUCACCGAGAAAUGGCGUUUUGACGAAUAAAUAUGAUAAAUAACGGCAACAAGGAAAUACAAAGUUCAUUGACCUCUUCGAGGGCAUCACUACCUCAAAUAUGAUGUCCCCACAUCUGAACAUUCUUUUCAUGGCACAAAUGUUGGACUUGGGUCAUACGAUUGUGUAAAUCGUGUUAAUAUCCAUAGGUAGGCUUUGGUUUUACAAAGGUCAUGACCUCUCGUAAGGUCACCUGUGGUUAAAUAUAAAAUACCCUAUAUAUGAAAAUUCCCUUUAUAGCAUGAAUGUCUUUCAUUUAGACUUGAAUCGUGAAAAAGCUGGGGUUCUAAGAAUAAAUCUUACAAAUAUCUAUAAACAGGUUUACAAAGGUCAUUUACCUCUCAAAGGUCACCAGAGGUCAGAUAUGAAAUGUUCCCACAUCUGAUCAUUAUUUUCAUUGUAUGAAGACUUCUGGACCUGGAUCAAUACUGCAAGCUAUCUCCCGUUAUGUGAUGUAUAUGUUGCAGGCUUAUGACAUAGACUUAGGUCAUAGGAAAGUGAAGUUUUGAAGAACAAACGUUAUGAAUAGAGUGUAAAGUUCAUUGACCUCUCAAAGAUCACCAGAGGUCAAAUAUGAAAUGCCUGUAUAUCUGAAAAUUUUCUUCAUGGCAUGAAGAACCAACGUGCGAAGUUUCAUGCUUUUAUCACAAUUUGCACAAUCCUUUAGCAUAUCGGGGCUAUGCCGCGCCACUAUCGGUUCUUUGUUAAAAAAAGUUUUCCAUGAGAAAUGUCGGAAAUGUAAAAAAUAAAAUAAAAGCCCUGAAUUCAUACACAGUCAUAAUAAAAUAAAACAGGACGUGUCAAAAAGUAACCACUAUGCACUGCAGACUGUCAGAUUGGUUCUGUUUAACCGAUGAGAUUACCUUUGUGCUGGUCCCAGAGGGCCAACCUACAGUCCUCUUUGUACCUAUCUCACUGACUCACUGACGGACUGGCACCUGUGAAUACGAUUUGUUAAAGCCUCACCUUGGCCCCCAAAUAAUAUCACUCAGAUGACUACUUUGAAUACUUCUACCAAGUUUAAGGGACGAGCUAAAGGGGGCUUGCCAGCUGUCUUGUUUAUUAUUUCCUCGUCUUAACAUUUAAUAUUAUAGACAAAAAGAGCUUCACUUUGUAGCAAUGUAUAACCAAAGCUGCUGUAAAUAUAACUGCGUGGUUAAGUAACUUUCUUGACAAAGAGGAUUUCGAAACAGUUGCAGGAUAAUUCUGCCAGAAUGGGACGCACUGAAUUCAUGUUCAGUUGUAUGUACUUAAUAGGUAUUAGUGUCGAAGCAUGUAAAAGCUGUUCGUGUACAAUGUACGCAUGAACGGUGGAUUCGCAAGGACAUACACGCAAAAUCAUGAUUUGUUUUUGAAAUUUCUUCCCCCUUUGGCAUGUAAUUUUUAAAAUUAUCAAAACAUCUAUUCAAGCAAAACAUGUAACGUAUACGUUUCAUAAAAAAGCGAAAGUUUAAAAUA